Messenger RNA from Huiozyma naganishii CBS 8797, 3315 nucleotides. It is a transcript of the gene PSD2, whose product is annotated as phosphatidylserine decarboxylase 2. Gene Ontology annotation, biological process: phospholipid biosynthetic process. The record is from RefSeq and is a predicted model, not a curated record. The transcript has a single exon. Gene Ontology annotation, molecular function: phosphatidylserine decarboxylase activity. NCBI's taxonomy places the organism in Eukaryota, Fungi, Ascomycota, Saccharomycetes, Saccharomycetales, Saccharomycetaceae. Bases 1 to 3315 code for a protein of 1104 amino acids.
AUGGUUUGGCUGUUCUGUGGUCCCUCCAGCAGUCCGAUGGGGUCAAUGGCGAGGGAGAGAGACCGUAGGCCCUCCGCGGGGCCCGGGAGGCCGCAACUCACGCUGCGCUGCCACGUCGGGGGCACACGCGGGGUGCCUUUGUUCGAGGCGUUCCGGAACUGCCGUCCAGUGUGCGUCGUCACGACGAACCUGUACUUCACAGGGCACACGAGGGCGCUCCAGGGAUCUAAUUCGCAGUGGGACCAGCUUGUGUCGUUGAAACUGCCCAGGAAUCCAGUGUCAGACCAGGUCCGUGUGAUCGUGUACGAUAUCGUGGAGGUCCCAGCGGUGACGGCGGCGGCUACGGUUGCGUUGGAUAGACUGUCCCCAUCGCCCUCACCGCAUCAGUCGUCAUCGUCUGUAUCCGUCUCGACAACUGUCUCCACCGCAGCAGCAGCUUCUUUCUCCUCUUCGCCCUCUGGGCAUCACAGACACAAGUACCUGUACGUCGGAGAGGUGCAGUUGAACGUGGCACAGCUGUUCGAUGAAGGGAAGUGCUUUGACGGUCCAUGGCAGCCGCAAUGGUACACUCUGUACGACCGGAAGCGGGAGCUCGAGUGGCGGCUCGCAAGGGACCAGCGAAGGGAGUUCCCCAUGGGUGAGCUGCAACUGUCCUUUACCCUCGUCGCAAGCAUGGCAAGACAGUUUACGCUCCAGGAGGCCUUUGCACUGUGGCUUGAGACACUUGCCUCACGGACCACAGAGAAACAAUUGGGGAAACUUGUCCCUCUGGAUGGUAGUACGGAAGUUGGGGACAGUACGGGGGACAACGAUGCUGCCUCCACAGCCGCAGCACCUUUCGACUUGAAGUCGCUUGUGACUGCACUAGAUGAGUACGAUGUCGUGAGCGAGGCUCAACUCGAUGACGACGACGACGAUGAGGACGAUGAGGACGAUGACGCCUUGACAAGCGAGCAAUUGAACGAUAUACAGGUUCUGUUGCAAGAGGUGCGCGAUGAAGACGACGACGAAGACCAGAGUUUUUCCUCCGCGAACUCAUCGCCCGAGUUGCUCACCGCACGGUCUAGAACAAGCAGUCUCGGGGAGUUGGGGAGUGACGGGUACUCUCGGGACUCGGACGUCUCGAGCUCAGAGGCGCUCUCCAUGGCAGACAGCGCCAAUCGUUACAACGAUGAGGAUGACGAGUUACAUAGCAGCGACACGAGCAGGUCGCUCCAGUUUAAACCGGACGGCGGGAAACUGCUCAAUUUGAGGCGCAGGACAAGGUCCAAUUACCUCAAGAGGUAUAACAUAGAUCACAAGAGCCUGACAAGCUUUAAAGUAUCGAAACGACAGCACUCUUUGGGGGUUGUGUUUAUAGAAUUGCAAAGCAUUAGGAACUUACCCAUCCUCAAGAACAAAAUAUCGAGACGGAAAUACGACAUGGAUCCCUUCAUCAUCACUACUUUUGGUAGGCGAGUCUUUAAAAGCUCUUUCAAGAAACAUACGCUGAACCCAAUUUACAACGAGUGCCUAGCGUUCGAACUGUUCGAAAAGGAGUCACACUUCUCUCUCCACUUUAAAAUCAUGGACAAGGAUUCCUUCUCCUUCAACGACGAGAUCGCACUGCACGACCUCCCCUGGGAACAAAUAUCCGCAGUACUGUCCUCUCAGAGUGACACUUUGGACUGGCAACAAUUCGAAAUCCCACUGACUCUGACAGCAAAGAAGGUGACCCCAAACACACAACAACCAGUGCUAAACAUCAAAGUUAAGUUCACACCUUACAACCUCUUGAAGAGGAAUUUUUGGAAGCACGCCGUGGCAGUCAACUCACCAAAGACGCACUACGAUUUUGUCGACUUGCUUCUAUUUCUAGAUAAAUUAGGUUGCUUCACAGAUUACGACGCUCUCGAGUUUUUCCAAAGGUUCGACAAACACGCCUGGGCAGGAGAGUUCAUUACACAGAAUGAACUGACCAGAGGACUAGAGACGUGGACGAAACUGGCAGAGUUUAAAAACAUUUGGCGGUGCCCAAGUUGUCUCAAGGCAAAGAAGAAGAGUAACAACUCAAGGAAAUCGAAAUUGACAAGGGAGAACGACCUCAUCACACAUUUCGCGAUAUGUUGCUUCCAACAGGGGGAUAAAGUGCUGAAACCAUCGUACGUGUCCUCAGCAAUGGCGUCGAAACGGUGGUUCAGCAAAGUCUGGAUCAAACUAACGUACGGGAAGUACGCGCUCGGUUCCAACAACGCCAAUAUCCUAGUCCAAGACAGAGACACGGGUAUCAUCAUUGAGGAGAAGAUCAGUGCACAUGUGAAGCUCGGGAUGCGAAUUAUUUACAACGGUAAGGGCAAAGAAUCUAGGAAGUUUCGGAACUUGCUCAAGACUUUGUCCGUUCGCCAGGGGAAGAAAUUUGACGACCCGUCCUCGGUGAAACAAAUCGAUUCGUUCAUCAAGUUUCAUUCUCUAGACUUGUCCCAGUGCCUUGACACAAAGUUUAACACGUUCAACGAGUUCUUCUACAGAAAAUUGAAACCGGGGAGCAGGCCCGUGGAGAAUGCGGACCCGCAGGUGAUGGUAUCGCCCGCGGACUCCCGAUGCACAGUGUUCUCGAGCAUAGAGAAGACGAAGAGAUUGUGGAUCAAGUCCUCCAAGUUCAGCAUCGAGAAGUUGGCCCAAAAUUACCGGAUGGACCAGUUCAAAGACAAGUGCACGAGUAUAGCCAUCUUCCGACUCGCCCCACAGGACUACCAUAGGUUCCACUGCCCCUGCGACGCCGUCAUGGGCGAGCCGCGAUUCAUCGAGGGCGAGUACUACACGGUGAACCCGAUGGCGAUCCGGAGCGAGCUCGACGUGUUUGGCGAAAACGUGAGGGUAGUCAUCCCGAUGCAGUCUGCCGAGUUUGGCGAGUUCCUCUUGAUUGCUGUGGGCGCCAUGAUGGUCGGUUCUGUCAUCUUAACCAGGAAAUUUGGAGACAAAGUACAGAAGGGCGAGGAGCUCGGAUACUUCAAGUUUGGCGGGUCGACAAUCAUCCUUGUGCUGGCGCAGCCCUCAGUGCUAUUCGACUCGGACCUAGUCAACAACUCAAUAGAGCAGAUCGAGACUCUCGUGAAAGUCGGGAUGUCGAUCGGUCACACUCCGGGGUCGAAGGAAUGUAAGCGCACACACAGGUCCGUUGCGAACGCGAACGAGCUGGACCGGAUCAAGAGAACGAUCAGUGUCGGGGCGUGCAGUAUCCGCGAGCUCGGCGGUGUCACAUGGCAGUACGACACUUUGAAGAGUCUCAUCAAGGACGAUCUUGGUACACCUGGAGAUGUCUCUACGAAGCGGUAA